Messenger RNA from Dryobates pubescens (Downy woodpecker), 5247 nucleotides. It is a transcript of the gene DLEC1, whose product is annotated as DLEC1 cilia and flagella associated protein. Gene Ontology annotation, biological process: negative regulation of cell population proliferation. NCBI's taxonomy places the organism in Eukaryota, Metazoa, Chordata, Aves, Piciformes, Picidae. Bases 1 to 5247 code for a protein of 1748 amino acids. The record is from RefSeq and is a predicted model, not a curated record. The transcript has 39 exons.
AUGCCCGGGGAGUGGGGGUCUGUCCUCUUCGUUUCGUUGAUCUCGGACGGAGCCGAGCCCCGAGCGCCUCUCCUCCGCCCCCGGGCCGGCUCCCCGCGGCCCGGCCGCCUUGCCCUACCCACCCACGCGGUCGCUCAGCAACGGCGACGCGGCCGGGCCGAGGCGAGCGGCCGGGCCGGGGCGACCACAGUGCCAGCUGUGCCAUGGCCCAGCGGAGCGCACAGUCCUUUCCAGGACAUCUCCCACUUGCUGGCUAGUGUCUUUGAGGACCUGGACACCAGAGAUGUUACUGGGGAGGACCUGGAGACAAAUUGGAUCAAAUCCGAAGGAGGAGGUGACAUUGAUUGCAGGAGUUUCAUAGAGGAGCUACAGGAGCUUCGUUCUGAGUACCAGCAACGACUGAAAGCAGCUGACACACUGGAAGAGAGCAUCAUUCAAGCUGAGCAUCGAGCAAAAGCUGAAGAAGAAAGGGCCCUAAACAUACUGAAGGCAGGUGUGGAGAAAGAUUUUCACAAACUAGGAUUGCCACCAGUGCCAUCCUAUUUUAGGGGGAUUGUGGAUAAUGAACUCCUUAGAAAGAAUCAUUUGAUUUGCCCUGAUGAUUACAUCAUCGAUAAGAAACCUACUACCAGAGCACCAAAAGGAAAAUCAGUGCCUGGCUACCUCAGGGGGGCAUUUCAUGUUAGGCAGCAGGUUUCUUCACUCUCUCAGGACCAGAUGCCUGCAGACCUGCAGAAAAAAAUUGAUGGGCUGCCAAAUGUGCCUUGUGGCACAUUAACUCUGCCUUCAACUGCAUGCUCUAGCCACCACACUAAAAAGGUAACAAAGAAACCAAGUACCUCAGGGAGGCCAGCCUGGAAAGACAGACAGUGCAAAGCACUGGAAGAAAGUGAGAGUGCUUAUCUUGCCAACCUUGACAGAAGGCAGAAUUACUUGAAGAACCCUCGCUUUUUCCCACCACAUGCUCCUCACGGAGGCAGAUCUCUUGUCCUUUCUCAAGAAAAGGUGGAACACGCCAUAGCCAGAGGAAUACCAGAAGAUAAAGAAGGUGAUACCUCCUUUGUUCCUGUGUUUCUUGCCAACCCACCUACUGUUUUGUUUCCUGAUUAUGAAGUCGGCCUAGCUUAUGAGAUGACUAUAGAGCUGCUGAACGUCACUUCAACGUGUCGUCAAGUAAGAGUCAUCCCUCCUUCUACUUCAGCAUUCAGCGUUAGGCCAGGAAAAUUUCCAGGAAAGGAAAGAAUGCUUGCUCCUGGGAUGAAAUGCCAGUACACAGUCCAAUUUCUUCCUGAAAAUGUAGGAGAUUAUGAAGAUCAUAUAUCAGUGGAGACUCCAGCCUCAAAACCUCUUCUGAUCCCUAUCCAAGCUAGAAGACCACCUCCAGUAUUAACAUUGCCUGACAUUAUAGACUGUGGCUCCUGCCUUGUUGGAGGAAUAAAAUCAACAAAGCUUUUGUGCAGAAAUGAAGGAAUAAGACCUGGGAUGUUCUCUAUAAUGCCAAAGAAUGCCUGCCCACCUCCUAACUCCAGGGCUGCUGCCACUGUUGAUUUUGUGAUACAAGAUCCUUUUGGGAUCCAUCCCGGUGCUUUUGAGCUCACUCCAGGGCAGACUACAACAGUAGAGGUAGUGUUUUUCCCUUCUUUUCCAGAAGUCUCACAGCAAACAUACACCCUGUUUUGUGACAGCUGCCAAGUCAAUGAUGUUACAGUCACAGGGGUUGGAGAGCUGAUAGCUCUGGAGCUUUCGUCUGUCACGGGUGGAGAAAGCAAACCUGAACCUGGUGAAGUGAGUGAUGUAACAGCACAGCAUCUUGUACGGUUUGAGCCCCAAAACCCACACACCACCGAGGAGAAGAAAUUGCUUAUAAGAAACUCUACCCACAUAGAACUUCCUUUCUACUGGCAGAAAAGGAAGCCUAAUCUGAAACCAGUAAUAUCAGAACAAACUGCAGACUUGGUGAAGCUCAAACACAACCCAGACACAGAAUCAGCCUUCUCCCUAAAUCCUGAGCAGGGAGUUUUGCUUCCACAUGUGGAUAAUGAAUUUACUCUCACUUACACUCCACAGGAGCUGAAGAGUUAUCACAGUGUGAUUCAGAUGGCACUGAGGGAUGUCCCAGAAACACCUUGCUCAGUUACAGAGAGGAUGCUUCAAAACAUCCCAGAAUGCAAAACAAAGGAUGUAAUAGCACUGGAAAUAGAAGUUAAGGGAUCAACAGAACCGUUUCAACUUCUUCUGGAACCAUAUGUCAUUAUCAUCCCUGGAGAAAACUUUAUUGGUGUAACUGUCAGGAAAAGAUUUAAGAUGUGGAAUAACAGCAAAUCAUUGAUCAAGUACACAUGGGAGAAAAUCCUGUCCUGUGACAUCAUGGAAGUUGAACCCCAUACUGGCAUCAUAGAUGCAAGUUCAUGCUGUGAAUUUGAACUGACAGUUACUGGAAGCAAACCUGGGUGCAUCAGCCAUAACUUGCAGUGUAGAAUUGAACACUGCCCACAGCCAGUUGUGCUGCAUGUUGAGGCCGCUUUUAAGGGUCCAGUUCUUCAUAUUGAUGUUCCAUCGAUCCAGUUAGGUUUGACUAAGAAGGGUGAGAGUGUGUCGAGAACGCUUGAGAUUUGUAAUCUGAGUCAGCUGCCAGCACAGUGGAGAAUGCAGGAAAGUCAGGUUUGUCUGGCUGAAAGGAAUGAAGAGGUAUCUCCCUUCACUAUUCAACCAUCUGCUGGAGAAAUACCUCCUUUGGGUACAUGCAGUGUGUCAGUUCAGUUCACAUCAGCGCUGUGCCAGCGUCUCCAGACAGUAUUGGAACUAGAGGUAGAAAAUGGGGAAAGAAGUCAUCUUCCUGUUUCUGCUGAAGUUCAGACCCCCCAAGCAUGCCUGCUAUCUAGUCACCUAGUAUUCCCUGAAAUGUAUACUGGAGUUCCUGCCAAAGCAACCAGCAAACUUUUCAACCAGAAACUGCUGCCAGCAAGAUACUCCUGGGGAAAGCUCAUUGGAAGCCAGGCAGCUUUCUGCUCCGUUGCUGUCUCCCCAGCCAGUGGCACCUUAGGCCCAAAUGAGGAAAAAGAGUUCUGCAUAGAGCUGUCAGCUAACAUCAUGGGUGAGCUGAAAGACCUUGCCCUUUCCUGUAGCAUAGAAGACAUGGCUGAGCCCCUCUUUCUGAGCAUUUCUGGAGAAGUGAAAGGACUGCAUGUCACCUACUCAGUACCCUGUGACAGUGGAGUUGCCAGUGAUGAAAGGCAAACAUCACAAAGCCCACAGGAUCUCCUUUUGGACUUUGGAUCUGAAGUGAAAGUCAGAGACACAGUAAAGCGUCAGCUAAUUCUUACCAACCACACUGGGAUCAGUGCUCCCUUCAUGCUGGAAGCUGAGUAUUUUACUGGCUGCUCUCUUGCUCCAGAGCAAGGAAUCCACCUCUCCUCAGGCUGCAUCUUGAAAAGAAUAGAGCCUGUCUCAAAACUCGCAGCCAGAAGAGCCCAGUCAGAGUUUGCAGCAGCACUGCUGUCUCAUGGGAAGGGAGUAGCUUUCCAUAUACAACCUUCCACAGGAACUCUGAAAGCCUUCCAGCAGCUGAUCAUAGAAAUAACAGCUUACAACAGCAUGUGGGGAGAGUACCAGGAUGAUCUUGUCUGCAAGGUGGGAGACUUACAGACUAAAUUAAUUCCUAUGAAAAUGACAGUGAAAGGCUGUCCAAUCUUCCUGCAGAUGACAGGACCAGAAACAGAGCAACCCAUCAUCAGGUUUGGCACUCACGUCUCUGGAGCAUCUCCUGUGUUGCGGAGGGUCGAGCUCAACAACCCAGCUCCCUUUGACAUUCGCCUGGACUGGGAAGUUUACAACCAAGAUGAUACGAAGCUGGUGGACCUGUUGAUGUUCUCUGGAGACCCUUUUCCUCUUCAGGACGUGGAUGAAAAUGAGACUGCAUCAACUGGUAGCGCCUCGGAGUCAGAGACCGUGUUAAAGUUGGAUCAAGCUGCUAUUCCCCGUGGAAGCAUUCAUCCAGCUUCUCAAACCACAGAUGAGGCUCCAGGCUCUGUCAGCAAAGAGAAGGCAACCACCACUCAAGAACCUACCACGCAGGAAAAAAUCACUGUACUUAUUCGUCCUCAUGAAGGGGUUCUUGCAGACAAGCCCUACUCCAUUACCCCAAGGCAGAUAGUGAUUCCAGGAGGUGGCAGCAUCUGCGUUUCCAUCUCCUUUACACCAUCCGUCCUGCCAGAAGCCGUGACUGAAGUGCACGAAGGGUUUGUGCUGGGCUUCAUGAGCCUGGAUGACAAGCUUGCACAGACAGUGCCCAACAAAGUGCAUCGCAGACACGGCUACGAAGUUCCACCGCUGCGAAUCUCCUUGCAAGCAUUCACAGCACAAGCUCUGUUAAAAGUAGAUGUGGAUCACGACAGAGGGAUGGUGUUCUAUUCAGCAGCAAGUGAUCUCAUACCAGAUCAGCCUCAGCCAGGGGUUUUGACAGAUUCAGUAAUGUCUCAGACUUUGAAACUCAUCAAUUGCACCAAGGUUCCGUUGUACUUCAGGCUCCUUCUGUCUACACCCUUCAGCCUGUCCAUCACCAAAACAUCUCACAACCAGAAGAAAAUCAAACAGCAAACACAAUUUGUACUUUACCCACAGCAAAACAUGUUGGUGACAGUGUCAUUCCACACAACUCUGGAGUUACUUACGUAUCAACGUCUGCCAGAUAGCCAGCUGCCUCCUGGAUUCCGAGUGCUCCAGUCUGAGAACGGGGAGAGAAAGCUGCAGUUCAGACAAAAUUUGGUCAUAGAACAUAGCAACAACACAUGCCAGUCGGUCCCAGUGAUUGCUUACCUCACUGUUCCAGUUCUGGAGCUGCCUUGUGACACAAUUGACUUCAAGACCUGCUUUGUUGACCACACCAAGACUGAACACGUCUUCCUGUGCAACAGGAGUGGCUGCAGAAGUUUCUGGAAUGCUUCACUGGGGGACCUGGAAAAGAGAAAGAACCUGGAAGUAUUUUCUGUCUCCCCUACUCAUGGCACUUUGGAGGCACGUAAAGGGGACUGGCCUACUAAGGAGAUUCUGCAGAUCAGCUUUACUGCCAGGAGUGACAUUGAAUAUGAGGCUGUGGUGACCAUCACUGGAAUGCUGGGAGAGAAGCCCUGCAGGCUGCAGCUCAGAGGACGAGGCACAUACAAUGAGGCACUACAAAGCAAGACAACGUGGGACAAAUGUCAAAGUGAGGAGUUGGAUGCAGAUAUCCCCUCAGCUGUUUUAGUAUAG